This is a messenger RNA of Fusarium subglutinans, 564 nucleotides long. RefSeq lists its product as uncharacterized. The transcript has a single exon. The record is from RefSeq and is a predicted model, not a curated record. NCBI's taxonomy places the organism in Eukaryota, Fungi, Ascomycota, Sordariomycetes, Hypocreales, Nectriaceae. Bases 1 to 564 code for a protein of 187 amino acids.
AUGCUGGAACUAGCUGGUGUCAACACGGACGAUCACGUUAGGUUCGAAACCGAGUUUUGCUUUGCGACUUGGGAGGAAGACCCACCUUGGAUCACGAAGGAGUCCUCUACCUCGAACUACAGACGAGUUCUAACUAUGGUGGAGUCAAGAGGUAGAGAACUUCCGUGUUGGGUUCAAACAGCGGAAAACGAGUGCCCUACCAGGACUUUGUUGAACGAAUUUCAACACUUUAUGACUCCAGUUACAUUCUUUAGUUCUGAUAUGACUACAAGGAAAUGUAUCAAACAGUACCAAGCCUGGAAGAAAUGGCAGAUCUUGGACUUUGACCAUGACGAAGACAAGGUCUCGGAGGGAUGGCCAUUUUGGUAUCCAUUGCAACAAUACCCAAGGCCCUUGGAUGAAGCUAGCAAGGAGGAUAUCGACUGGCUAAAUCGUGAGAUGGUCCUUAUGGAGAAUCGUUUUGAGCGGAAACAGAAGUGCAAAUGGCGUAAGGCAGGGCGCAAAGAAGGGCUCUGGAAAUUGAGAGCGAUUCCAGGUAGCUGGGUAGAAGAGACUGGUAUUUAA